Messenger RNA from Durio zibethinus, 4634 nucleotides. Its product is annotated as homeobox-leucine zipper protein ANTHOCYANINLESS 2-like. Gene Ontology annotation, molecular function: DNA binding; lipid binding; DNA-binding transcription factor activity, RNA polymerase II-specific. The record is from RefSeq and is a predicted model, not a curated record. NCBI's taxonomy places the organism in Eukaryota, Viridiplantae, Streptophyta, Magnoliopsida, Malvales, Malvaceae. Gene Ontology annotation, biological process: regulation of DNA-templated transcription.
UAACUUGUAUGUUUUUAAUCUCCGUACUGGUUUGGUUUUUGUUUUUGGGCAAUUAUUUCUUACAGCCUGUUUCUUUCUUGCAUUGCAACUGAAAGAGAUAGAAAUUUUGGUCAACUGGGUCUUUUUAUGCUUUGAUUUUGGUUCAGUAUUUUACUGCAUCAUAUAGUAUUUGAAGAGUGUGAAUGUGAUAGAUACAAGCUUGGUCUUUUUGUGUUUUGGUUUAUGGCUUUUGCUUUUUUAUCCAUGCCAUCUUUUUGAGUUCCCUUUUACCGGUGUUUAUGAUAUUAUAUAUACGUCUUUAACUUUUUUUUUUUCUGGUGUCCUUUUCAUUUUUGUCAAAUAUACUGACAAACAAUUGGUCAAACGUGUUGCUGGGAAAAUUAGGGUUUUUCAUAUUUGUCGGUGUUUCUAUGCGUUUUUAGAGAUUUUCCUAGGCUAAGUUUAUGUAGAGAGAUAGAAAGAAGCUGUGAACUCUUUGAUCAUUAUAAGAUAAAAAGUGGUAUUUCUUGUCCUGUUCCUACACUGUUUCUCCACUGUUUUUCUCUUUCUUGAACUGACUUUCUUGAGAGAGAAAAAUAAGAGUCUUCGAGAGAGGAGGCGGGGAGAGAGAGGUUGGGUUCAGUCAUGCAUGGUCUUUUUCAUUCUGUCUUUGUUGAGAUGAAAUUGUUAAAAAGGUUUUAGACUUUUAGCUCAAUCUGGGUGUUGUUUGUAAAGUCAAACUUUAUGGACAAGAAAGAGAAACGAAAUUGAAGCAUAACCUUGUGAAAGUGAUAGUGGCCAUUUCCAAGAGCCUAGAAAUACAAAUGAAAUGAAAAAAAUAGAGGAAGUGAGAUAAAAAAAAGAAUUGUUUUUGGUUUUCCUAUUUUAAUGAGUUUUCGGGGUUUAAUCAAGAGUAGUAGCAGCAGCGAGAGUGGUUGUGUGGGUGCAAGGAUUGUUGUGGCUGAUAUUGUUCCACACAGGAACAUGCUAAGUGGUGCCAUUGUUGAGCCACCUCUUCUCACCCAACAUAUUCCCAAAUCUAUGCAAAGCUCUCCUUCCCUCUCUCUAUACUAUAAAAGAAUGGACGGUCAUGGUGAGAUGGGGCUGAUUAGAGAAAACUUUGAUCCGGGUUUAGUAGGGAUGAUGAAGGAGGAUGGAUAUGAGAGUAGGUCUGGAAGUGAUAAUUUUGAAGGUGCAUCCGGUGAUGAUCAGGAUGCAUCUGCUGAUGGACCGCCUAAGAAGAAGAAGUACCACAGGCACACUCCACAUCAAAUACAAGAGCUUGAAUCCUUCUUCAAAGAGUGUCCUCACCCUGAUGAAAAACAAAGAAUGGAGCUUAGCAGGAGGCUAGGAUUAGAGAACAAGCAAAUAAAAUUUUGGUUUCAAAACAGGAGAACCCAAAUGAAGACCCAAUUGGAACGCCACGAAAAUUUAAUUCUUAGACAAGAAAAUGAUAAACUCCUAGCCGAGAAUGAUUUUUUGAAGCAGGCCAUGACUAGCCCGAUAUGCAACAGUUGUGGUGGUCCAGCAGUGCCCGGUGAAGUAUCUUAUGAACAACACCAACUUAGGAUUGAGAAUGCUCGACUAAAAGACGAACUCAGCCGGGUAUGUGCUUUAACAAACAAGUUCUUGGGCAGGCCUUUCUCGUCCUCGGCCAGUCCUAUUCCUUCCCAGGGCUUAAACUCCAAUUUGGAGCUUGCAGUAGGAAGAAAUGGUUUUGGUGGCUUGAACAAUGCAGGCACUACAUUACCAAUGGGAUUUGACUUUGGUGAUGGGGCUAUGGUGCCGUUAAUGAAACCUAUGGCCAAUGAGAUGCCAUAUGACAGGUCAGCCUUUGCAGGUGUUGCUUUGGCAGCUAUGGAUGAAUUAAUUAAGAUGGCGCAGAUGGGUGAUCCUCUUUGGUUCAAAGGCUUGGAUGGUGGGAUGGAAACCUUGAAUUUCGAGGAGUACAGUAGGACUUUCUCCUCUUGCAUUGGCAUGAAACCUAGUGGCUACACAACUGAGGCUACAAGGGAAACUGGCCUGGUUUUCCUUCACAGCUUGGCUCUUGUAGAGACGUUAAUGGAUGCAAAUCGUUGGGCAGAAAUGUUUCCCUGCAUGAUUUCUAGAGCAGCAAUCAUUGAUGUGAUAUCCAGUGGUAAAGGUGUAACCAGAGACAACACAUUGCAAGUGAUGGAUGCUGAAUUUCAAGUGCUUUCACCUUUGGUUCCUGUCCGUCAAGUGAGAUUCAUCAGGUUCUGCAAGCAGCAAUCGGAGGGUGUGUGGGCUGUGGUUGAUGUUUCUAUUGAUGCUAGCCAAGAUGCUGCAAAUAUACAGAUGUUUCCAAACUGCAGGAGGCUUCCUUCUGGAUGUGUUAUCCAAGAUAUGGACAAUAAGUACUCCAAGGUUACGUGGGUUGAACACUCAGAAUAUGAUGACAGUGCUGUUCACUAUCUCUUGCGGCCAUUACUCAGUUCUGGUUUUGGCUUUGGUGCACACAGGUGGGUUGCCACUCUCCAAAGGCAAUCUGAUUGCUUGGCAGUACUAAUGUCUCCUAACAUCCCUGGUGAAGAUAAUACAGGAAUAACUCCAGCUGGGAGGAAAAGCAUGAUAAAGCUUGCACAACGCAUGACAAAUAACUUCUGCUCUGGAGUUUGUGCUUCAAGCAUGCAUAAAUGGGACAAGCUUAGUGUUGGUAAUGUGGGUGAAGAUGUAAGGGUGAUGACCCGGAAGAAUAUAAAUGACCCUGGUGAGCCUCGAGGGGUUGUGUUGAGUGCUUCUACUUCUGUUUGGAUGCUGAUAAAUCAGAAAAGUCUGUUUGAUUUCUUGCGGGAUGAACAGAUGCGGAGCCAGUGGGACAUUUUGUCCAAUGGUGGGCCAAUGCAGGAGAUGGUCAAAGUUGCCAAGGGCCGGGGACAUGGCAACUAUGUCUCUCUCCUUCGUGGCAGUGCCAUUAAUGCAAAUGAGAACAACAUGCUAAUUUUACAAGAAACAUGGAGUGAUGUCUCUGGUGCAUUGGUAGUGUAUGCACCCAUUGACAUAUCUUCAAUGAGUGUGGUGAUGAAUGGUGGUGAUUCAACAUAUGUGGCACUCUUACCGUCAGGAUUUGCCAUUCUUCCUUGUAUUUCACCUAAUAAUCAUGUUGGGCAAAGCAACUCUAAUGGACCUUUGGUGAAACCUGACAUUGAUGGGAGUAUAAGUGGUGGAUGCCUACUUACAGUUGGAUUUCAGAUUUUGGUAAAUAGCGCUCCUACAGCUAAGCUAACAAUGGAGUCAGUUGAAACUGUUAACAAUCUCAUCUCCUGCACAAUUCAGAAAAUCAAAGCUGCCCUUGCAGUAACAUAACUGGAGCUGAGUAAGGUGCUGCGUAGUUAAUUUACAUUUAUAUUUUUGUGCUUUUGUGAACGGAAAAGCAGAAAAAAAAAAAAAAAGAUGUGGAAAGUACAGGAGAUAAUUAGAUAUAGAAUGGAAGUGAAAUGGAGCUUGAGAUGAUAGUUCGUGUAAAUGAGGUUUCAAGUCAAGUACGAACCAGUUGUGGAGAAUUUUUGUUCUGCCGUGAAUCCUAACAGCAUGCUACUUGCUUCAUACUUGAAACAUUUGGGCAGGGGAUUAUGGUUCGGGCAUUGACUUGGUCGACCUUUGAGAUGCUUAGCUCUGAAUUCUCAGAUGGUAAACCUGUUUUGUUAAUUAGUCAAAGUUAUAGAGAAACACAAGGUAGACAUUGCAAGACUGGUCUUGGUUUUUAUGUUUUGAAUUUAAUCAAAAUCUUGGGCCAGCUGUCCUUUACUUGUUUACAGUUUGGUUUUAAUUAUUUUAUUAUGUGAAUUAACCUUGGAAUCUUCCGCACCGGGUCCUAACCCCUGCUUUCGUUGUUGGCUUUUCUCUAGGUUUUAUGUGGUGCAUGUAUAAUCUCUAUCUCCCUUGUUUAAAUGCUAUGUUUAAUUUAGAUUUCUGAGUUGGUGUGGAGCUGAAAAUGUAGCAUUUCUUCAACUCCCAAGUGUUUUUUGUGAAACCAACUUUUAUGUUUUUCCGUAAAACCAGCCCCAAGAAAAUAAAAUAAAGACUUUGUUUUUAAUAAAAACUAGUUUUGCUAAAAGAUUCCUGUGAUGGUGGCGGCAAUAAAGGCAUUGCUCAUAUUAAGAUCCUUGUGGUAGUUUGGCACAUUUGCCCCUUUAGGAAUAUGGUAAAUGGAAGGAGCUUUGGCUGCAUUGCUGAAUGCUGAUAAGGACUGGGAAAUUACGUUGUAACAUCUGCAAAAUAUCUUGAUUUUUAAGUGAAGAACGAAGAAUUAUUACUGGUUUACAUUUUUAUUGAGCAAACUUCACUUGGGGUAUCAUGGAAACAGAAUCAAACAUCUUUUUUUCUUCCAAGUCCCAGGAUUUAGAUCCAAAAUGACCCAUAUAUAAACUAGGGGUAGAGCCACAAUUAACUAGCCUUAGCUCGGUGCUCUUUCCCAGCCCACAGUCAAGCAACCCUUUUUUGGAUCGGACCCCGCUGAGUCCAUAUAACAUUGCCUGUUGCCAGUUGGUUAAGGCGCCAUCUGCAUAGUCCUCCAUGUUUCCCGGCCCCAGCUUCAAACACUUUUUCCGUUACACGGAUGACAGAACUCGUCCCUUGCGUUUGCAAGUUUCCAAUCCUCCGCCACUCCAAUCCAAAACCUUAAACCCCGAUAAAAU